GUGAGGGGUUAAGAAGCCACAACAACAUUGAAGUUGCAGGGAAUGGAGAAAAGGAUUUUAGGUCAUGUCGUAUAAGUUAAAGGAAAUAAAAAUCCGUGAAGUGAAAAGGAUUACCACAAGCGAUGCUUAGGGCAAUCACAGCGGACAAAUUUUGAGGGCGAAAUUUCUAUAAGUGGAGAGGAAAUGUGAUACCUCGACUGCGAUAGGUUCGACAUCAAGUACUGAAUCAGUUGGACCAAAUAAAUUGAGCCGAAAUUUUGUCCAUCACACCCUGGGCCCAAGUUGAAAAUUUUAAAAAGGGCAAUGAGUCACUCAAACCUAUUCGAUGCUACCAAGCUAGAUGAGAGCAUAUGUUAUGGUCAAGAGUACAUAUAAGAACUAUAGUAAGCUAUUCAAGACAAGGUAAGGGCACGCCAUUGAAGUUCAUAUAGAAAGAGUGAAAUCUUGAGCUAAAGAAGCACAGGAAUGAGUAGUAUGGAAGGAUGCGCCCGAUCAAAUUUCGAGGACGAAAUUUUUAUAAGGGUGGAGGAAAUGUUACACCCCGCUCUUUCCAAAAGUCAAAAUGACUAUUAUACCCUUGGGUCAAGUUCCACCGUUUUAUCGAUAAGGAUUAAAAAUGGGAACUAUCGGUUCAAGCGGUGCUGAAUUUUGACAUAAAAUGAGAAAGUUAGGGCAUUAAUUGAGUUUCGGAUUAAACUCACUCGUAAAUUAUGUAAUGCCCAGAAUACCCUUCCAAUUUCAACUAUAUCACCUACUGCCGCCUUCCUUAUGUUGAAAAGGAGACUUUGACCUUUUAGGGUUUGGAACUUUCGACCUGCCAAUCAAAAUAUUGGCCAGCCCACACGUCUAUAGUUCCCUCUCGCUUCCUUUCCUUCGCGAUUCCCCGACCGGACCUCUGUUUGCGCCUCCUCCGAGUCGCCGCCCCCAUGGGAAGCUACUGCUGCCGCACCUCCACGACCACGUCAUCGUCAUCAUCACCGUCGCUCCAGACCGUCAUCACCAACAGUCACCUCCCACUAUCACGCCUCGUUUACGGUAUUCUCCGGCAGCCGUGCCUCGUUUACCGUCUUCUCCAGCAGCCGCCACGACCGGAUACGAUCACUUCUGUCAGUGAUAAAAUGAGUGAAAUUGAAAUCCUCGCACAUGAACUAGCAGUUGAGGUUCUCAAGGAGCAAAUCAAGGAACUUUCUACUGAGAAGGAACAUAUUGAGAGCACUCUCAACCGUGUGACUAUGGAUCUGUCCCUCCUUCAGAUUGGAAGCAUUAAAGAGGAGCUUAGGUUAUCUGAGCUAUUUCAUUAAUUGAAAGCUGAUAUUGAUACAGAAAAGUUUCAUUUAUCUGAGCAAGUUGAAAAAUUAGUGGGUGUGUUGAAUGAUGAAAUAGCCCAGGGUCGUGCACAUGCCGAAGCCUCCUCAAAGUCUCAUUCAAGCAAAUUUAGCAAACUACAAGACUCAGCUUGCAGGAAGAUUUCAAAGCCGGAAACUAUGAAUCGAAAGAGCAUGGAGGAGAAGCUACUCACGGAAGCUGCACUUGAAUCUAUGAGGAACGAAUAUGGAAUGACGGAGUCUCCGACGACGAACCCGGCGUGGUCAAACUCAACUAUACUUCAAAAUAGGGGUACGGUGGCAUAGCUGACGAUCCCAGGAGUAUCCCCGUGUCGACGAAAUCGAAUUCGGACGUCGGAUGAGGGAGAUACGAGUCUCAAAAGUUUGGGAUGCAAUCGGAUAGUUCAGGUACCAUUCUUGGCAAUUCGAGAAGUUAGAGGAUUAAAUGUAUAAUUCUUCCAAAGAGGUCGUGGUCAACUGUGUUGACUGAAAAAUUUCAGAUUUGGUACCUGGUACUUUUAAACUGACUGAAUUUUUAUUUUGGUCAUAACUCGAUUAAUUGACAUCCGAUCGAGGAACCGUCUGCGCCUACGUAAUUGACACGCCAAAAACAACACCAAAUUGCGACCAAGUGUAAUCGCAGAAUGGGACUGCAGUAAAGUGGCAAGUUCUAAAUAUCAACCCGGGGUCUAGAUCUACUGCCUACUCCGUGAUUAUCUAUUAUCUAGCCAACUAAGUCGAUUGAUUGUUGUUUUAACUAAAAGCAGAAAGAAAGCAGGAAUUGGUUCGGUUUUCUCAAGCAAAGGAAGAGUCACUUGGGAAUGAGUCCCCAUAGCUCCUUAGUUAGGUCUCAGUUGUAAUUACCCUGGGUUGAUUUACUGUUGAUUAGACUGCGGAAGAUCCGACAGUAGCUUGGAAUCUCUUAAGCUGACCAAGCCCUCUCAGACUAACUACCCGGCAGACGACUAGUCUUCACCGGGAUAGAAAGCUGAAGCAAUAAGCACAAAACUCCACUACUGGAAUUGGAUUCCAGUACAAAGCAGUAGACUGACUAACUCUCGUAUAGCCAAUCUACUACUACCGAAUGAUGAAGCUCUAACAACCUAAUCAGAUUCCAUCUCUCUGAGGUUGCAGCAGAAAUCAAGAAAAGCUGAUCAGACUUCAAUCAAUUAAAUGAAACAUGCAUCAUUCGAUUGAAACCAAACAGUAUAAUCAUCCCAAGUCAUUACAAUCAAAUCCCUAACACAUGGAACUAGGGUUCUUCAUACCCUAGUGAGAGAAGGGUUAUACUCCAUAGAGAGAGAGAGGAAAACAGAAAUCAGAGUAGUCAUACUCAUAAAGAUGAGGAAAAUAUGCUCUGGGAUGUCGAUCUUCACUCCUGGGGACGCAAUCUGGGCUUCAAUGGUGAGAAAUCCACUCCAAAUAGCUCCUAGGGUUUGUUCUUCGCCCUUUCUCUCUCUAAAACUCUGUUUUUGCUCUGAAAAGUCGAUUCUCUCACUUGUGGCUCGAAUUUGGGUAAAAACCAGAAUUCCCGACUCACACGGGCCGGCCACACGGCCGUGUGACUUACCCAGAUGCCCGUGUGAGAGACAAAACGCGGCGUUUCAAAUAAUUAGACUUCAGGCUACCUACACGGCCAGGGACACACGGCCGUGUGGCAUGCCCAGUCUGCCGUGUGAAGGCUCGCACAAUCCCACACGGCCACAUUGGUUCCUCACACGGCCGUGUGGGUUUUAUGUGUGCCCGUGUGGCUUCCUCAAAGACUCAGCACACGUCCGAUCUUCGUCCAAUCGAUCCCGAACUCGCUCCCAAACCUUCAUUCAACGUACUAGGACCUGAAAUAUCACAAACAAGCACAACCUAGCGUGGAAUCCGCCUAAAACACGAGAAUCAACAUCUCAAACGGCUCAGGAAUAGGGGUAAUAACAUGUGCAAUCAACG
Linum trigynum is the source of this 3266-nucleotide messenger RNA. Lineage: Eukaryota; Viridiplantae; Streptophyta; Magnoliopsida; Malpighiales; Linaceae. The record is from the annotation of a GenBank genome assembly.